AUGGAGGAUGGCCUUGAGGUUAACAUAGAUGAAUUUUUUGGUGAAGGCAGUACAUCGAUUCCAUCUUUUGGAGAUGGAGAAGGAUUUUCUUGGGCUGAUGACUUUAUCUCAUCUGCUGAAGGUGUUUUUCAAGAUAGGUCUUCAGCUUCUAUCACUACAACCACCAAUGUUCUGCCAUCCUCAAUUGCUCAAGUAUCUCAAAACCAUGUACCUCAAUCUGUAUCAACCACGGCUAAUGUUUCACAACAGCAAGUACGACAAACCAGUACAACAGUUAUUGGUACUGGUCAACAACCUAUGUUUGUACAACAGUUUCCAAAUGUUGUUAAUAUACCAGCUGGACAAGGUCAAGUUUCAAAUCCUGCUGGCUUACUUCAAGGGUGUUCAUUUCGUCAUGCCAAAUACAGAAAAAAAGGUUUUCACUCAGUGCCUCAGUUUAUCAUCAAAUCCUCCAGUACUGGACCAACACCUCCGGUACAAACCAUUCAGACUCAACCUUCACAACCAGUCCAACAGCUACCAAGAUCAAGUCCAGCUCCAGCUGCCUCACCAUUCUCAGCUAACUCUCCAUUAACAUCACGUAGUGUAACUCCUAGUUGUAGUCCAGCACCAGCCAUGUCUCCUUUAGUCUCGAGAUCGAUUACUCCUAUACAGACACCAACAUCUAUAGUUAGUGCUAAUAAUCUCAGUCGACCACCCAGUCACUCUGGUAGUCCAGCACCCAACUUUAAUAUGAUGCAGUUUAAUCAAAAUAAUAACAAUCUUCAGUCAAGGGCACAAGUUCAGAUAGCUAACUCACUGCCUAUACAGGGUCUAAUUCCAAAUCCUAGUCCAAACACAAACAGUAUUAUGACUGGCCAGUCCAAUCUUACACCAAAUAUUGUACAUACUCAAAAUGCAGUGAUUCAAAAUCCCAAUGUUGUGAAUUUAAACGUUGCUCAUGUGUUGUGUAAUAACUCUCAAAAUAUGGGACAGCAAGGUGUUCAAACAGUUCCAGUUACAAUGCAGAAUCCUAUGAAUAUUCAAGGAACAAUCAUACAGACUGCCCAGGGAAAGAGUAUAUUGAUUCCAAACAACCAACUUCAGGGACAGCAAAUAAACUUGGCUGGUAUGCAGAAUAUUGUGCAAUCCAACCAAGUUGGACAACCCAUCAUUCAGAAUCAGCAAAAUUUAGGAAAUGUGAUUAGAUUAGCACCACAGCAAGAUAAACCACAGACUGCCCAACCCAAUUACAGCUUUGUCAACUUGGGAGGUGGUCAGGGUCAGCAGAUACUUAUUCAAAGGGCACAAGUACCUGGUCAGCCUCAAAAUAUAAUUCUGAGAAGUGUUCAGCCAAAUAUAAUAUUCCAACAACCUGGUCAAACAGCACAAGCUAUCCAGCCCCAACAAAUUCAGCAGCAAAUCAUUGGUCAGCCUUCUGGACAAAACUUGCAGUUUCAGCAAGUAUUAGCUGGUGGACAACAAAUGAAGAUUGUAACUCCAAGUGGUCAGCUGGCACAACAACCUGGGGCCGUUACAUUAAAUUUGGCUGGACAAAAUCUUAAUCUUCAACAGCUUGCUAACUUUAAUUCAAACAACUUGCAAGGGGUUCAGAUGGGAUCUAGUGGUCAGUUUAUCAUCCAACAACCCACUCAACAGCAACAACAAAUGCAACAGUCAGUGCAAAUUUCCAGCUCUGUUAAAACUAACACAAAAGUUUCAUCAUCGGUAUCAUCAAACCAAGCCAUUGACCCUCUGACACAAGCUCUGAGUUUAUCUGGAAUAACUGAAAAUGGAUCGACUUUUAGUGACCCUAGUCCAACUCCUACACCAACACCACCACCUGUUGAAGUUAAAAAACCUUCAAAAUCAAAAUCAAAGAAACAAGCUCAGCAGGUGACUUCUGUAUCUAGCACAUCUCAACCUGCAUCCCAAUUUCCACACAUUUUGGAAAAAACGUCCAACAUUGCUGGUUUAGAUAGUGGUAUUGGUUCUCUUAGUACUGCUCAGAGCACCAUUGUAACAACUACCAUUUCUCAGUCUUUUGUUCAGACAUCAAAUUCUUUAACUAUGGCAUCUACAUCUUUGGGAGGGCAGGUGAUGAGUAGUGUUUCACAACCCACCUUUAUUCAGAGUAACCAAUUUCAAUCCUCAAAUUUGAAUCAAGUGGUCACUUUGAGCCAGUCGGGAUCAACAGUUGUUCAGCAACAGCAGAAUGUUGUCAUCCAGCAAACAACAAAUACCAGUCAACAUCUCCAGAGAAUAGAAACAGACAUAAAGAGACUGAUGGGCUUGAAAUCAAUGACAAUGGAGCAAAAGCAACAACUUCAGAGAUUAAGUAUGCUGAAACAGAAACUUAUGAAUUCCAAUCAGAAUCAGAUGAAGAAUUCUUCUGUUGUCCAACAACAACAGAUCUUACCAAUGGUUGGUCAACCACCAAUAGCUCAAAUGACCCAGUCACAAACAGCACCAUCUCCAGUUGUUCAAGUGUCUCCAGCUGUCCAGCAAGUCACACCAGUCAAACAUGUCCUCCAACCAGUCCAAAAUCUUCAGUCAAUAGACAACUCUGGCUUCCAACUUCAGUCUACCAAUAAUGCUGUUCAGUUUUCUGUUGCACAGCCACAACUAUCUUCUAAUCUUGUAACAUCAAACAUACCUGCUUCAAAGAAUCUGGUACAAAUACAACCAGCUCAUGGUGUGGCUGCUCCACGUCCAAUAAUGUCAACUGGUACUCCUGUAGCUAGUGCACCCACUGGUAAACUGCCAAUACCUGCUAAUGCUACUCUUGCUGUCCCUACUCAAAUAAAGAUUGGUAAUCAGCUCUUGACUUUAAACUUGACACCACAACAGAAGGACAAACUUCAAUUGAGCUUAUCAAAGAUGACAAUAGAGCAACAAGAACAAUUUUUGAAGCAUCAGUCAACACUGAAAUUACAACAGAAACAACAACAGAUUCAAGCAUUACAGGCAGCUGCUGCUCAACAACAAGUUCAAAAAGUUAACAUUGUUGUUGGACAAAGUGGUUCCAAAAUUCCUUUGGCAGUUCAGCAAGUGUCUGGAACACCCAUUAAAUCUGAGGUUAUUGGUCAACAACCACAAUCCACUACCCCUGUAGCUGCUAAUAGGGUUAAAAUGGUUGCACCAGAAAUACCUAAAGCAUCAUUAAUUCAUCAACAAAUGAGCAAAGAUCAACAAAAUGCUGUAGCCCCAGAUACAAAGACACCGUUUAAGAAUUCUCGUGAAGCUUGUCGUAGAUUAUUGAGGUAUCAUGUGUUUCAAUGGUCUGGUCCAUCACAGGAGGAACAUGAUAAAGCUGAGCAUAUGAUGGAGUUAAGAGCACAAGAUUUAUUAAAUAAAAGUAGAAGUAUGAUGGAUAAAUAUAGACUUCUACUACUGAAUGAUAGUAUGAGAGAAAAACCAUCAGCUGAAAUGGUGAUGAUACAGAGAAUGUUACACCAAGAUUUAACUGCUUGUAUUAAAGAAGAUAAGAGGAAGGUGGAAGAAGAUCCAGAAUCAUUUGAACCUAUGCCAAUGAAAUAUUUGAAGUCCAAGGAUUCUAAGUCAGAUGAAAGUUUUGAUGAAGAUAAAGUAGUUAAGAAGGAAUCAAGUUUUGAAGAUGAAAGUAGUGUAAGAGACACGUCUGAUGAGUCGGAACCUAGUAUAGUGGUGCCUGAUAUUAAACAGGAGGAACCAGUGUUUAAAAACUCGCCGUCAAGUGGAACUAUGAAGUUACUGAUCAGAAAACAUAGUCAAGGUUUUGUGAGUAGUUUAGCUAAUGAAGAUUCUGGAAGUGAGAAAGCCAACUCUCCUUUGGUGUCUAUAAAAUCUGAACCAGUGGACUGUGAAUAUAUGGAAAGUAAUAAUGGAGGUGAUUCUCUAAUAUCUAAAACAUCUUCCUCAGUGUUCCGUGCUUCAUUGAAAACUAAAAUUAAACUGGAAAAUUCGGAUGUGAAAAAUCCAUUACAUAUUGACAUCAGUGGGGAGGGUACAGACUCCUCAGAUCCUCAUCAUGACACUUCAUUUCAGCAUUCAGAUGAAUCAUAUGAAGACUAUAAAGAUAGUGUUUUAAUAAGUCGCGACAUGACUAAUAUGCCCCAUACUGACAUCAGUGAUGUUAGUAUGGUGGAAGACCUUGAUCAUUCUAUAUCACCUGUGAUACCUUCUCAUCGACAUUCAGACGAAUCAAAAACAUUAAAUAGUAUGACAAUAAAUAUGGGUGAAAACUUGACACAAAGUUUAUGCAAUGAUCAGUCGGGGCGUGAUCGUGGUGAUAUUGUGGACUCUGUUGAAAGUGCCACCUAUAGUUCUGAAAGUCCUGCAUAUCAAGCUAGUUUAGGAUUAUCAGGGCUUCACGGUGAGGAGGAAAGUGCAAUGAUAUCUGAUUCAUACCCCUCGACUAUAAUUCAAUCUAACAGUGAUUUAAAUAGUAUUAUAUCUACGACAGAGACGUAUACAACCUCCGAACAUUUUACUAACUCUCAAACAUCUCAAGAAUUCUUGUCUGUAAAUCCAAAUGAAAUUCAGUCCAUUUCUCAAUCCAGUGCAUCAUAUCAACGUCAAAUAUCAUCAACAGAAUUGUCUGAUUUUGACCAAUCAGAACACGACAAUUUUAAUACGUCAUUUAGUUCAGACAAUGUAGCUGAUCAACCCAAUGCCUUGUUAAGCAAUCAAAUGCAGAGUGCUAUUGAUAGCAUCUUAGACAACGAAGAGGAUACUGAAGAUUAUAUUGCUGGUCAAUCGAACUCUUAUAAUAGUCAGGAAGUGAGUGAAGAGGAGGAGGAAGAUGAGGACAGCUAUUCCUCCUCUCGUGGUGAAGAAGAACAUAGGAAGGGAAAUAACUCUGAUGAAGAGGAUGAGACUGAUUUAGAUGCUGCUGUUAAUAGUAUUUUGAUGUGA
Lottia gigantea (owl limpet) is the source of this 4875-nucleotide messenger RNA. RefSeq lists its product as hypothetical. Lineage: Eukaryota; Metazoa; Mollusca; Gastropoda; Lottiidae. The record is from RefSeq and is a predicted model, not a curated record. Gene Ontology annotation, cellular component: SWI/SNF complex. The transcript has 11 exons. Bases 1 to 4875 code for a protein of 1624 amino acids. Gene Ontology annotation, biological process: positive regulation of DNA-templated transcription.